Molecule: messenger RNA, 2053 nt
Organism: Lactuca saligna
Lineage: Eukaryota; Viridiplantae; Streptophyta; Magnoliopsida; Asterales; Asteraceae
Source: the annotation of a GenBank genome assembly
AUGAAACAGCAAUACAGCAUUGGUCAUUGGUCACGCGCACCACACACCGGAUCACGUGCUCUCACAAGAUCUCGAGACUAUCGUCAACCGAAUAUGGAUGAGGACUUUGAUAUUCCGGUAGCUGAUGAGAUGAACGAUGAAUUUAUGGAUGAUAUUGAAGCUCCGGUGACGUUGAAAGUCGGAGAAGAGAAGGAAAUCGGUAAUCAAGGUUUGAAGAAGAAGCUGCUCAAGGAAGGUGAAGGUUGGGACACUCCUGAAAGUGGGGAUGAGGUCGAAGUUCAUUAUACUGGAACGUUGCUCGACGGGACUCAAUUUGAUUCAAGUCGUGAUAGGGGAACGCCGUUUAAGUUCACUCUUGGUCAAGGGCAAGUGAUCAAGGGAUGGGAUCUGGGUAUCAAGACCAUGAAGAAGGGUGAAAAUGCACUUUUCACCAUACCAGCAGAUCUGGCUUAUGGUGAAGCUGGUUCUCCUCCAACAAUCCCUCCCAGUGCUACUCUACAGUUUGAUGUACAACUGCUCUCAUGGGUUAGUGUAAAGGAUAUUUGCAAGGAUGGUGGGAUUUUCAAAAAGAUUGUAAAGGAAGGAGAGAAGUGGGAGAACCCCAAGGACCUCGACGAAGUUUUAGUCAAUUACGAAGUUCAACUUGAGGAUGGGACUGUAGUUGCAAAAUCAGAUGGAGUCGAGUUUAAAGUAGAAGAUGGUCAUUUCUGCCCUGCUCUGGCUAAGGCUGUAAAAACAAUGAAGAAAGGGGAAAAAGUCAUCCUUACAGUCAAACCAGAAUAUGGAUUUGGAGAAAAAGGGAAACCUGAAGGCUCUAUUCCUGCAAAUGCUACACUACAAAUCACACUAGAACUUUUGUCAUGGAAGGUGGUCACAAAUGUUACAGAUGACAAGAAAGUCAUCAAGAAAAUCUUGAAAGAAGGGGAGGGGUAUGAACGCCCGAAUGAAGGAGCUGUUGUUCAGGUGAAGUUGAUUGGUAAGCUACAAGAUGGUACAGUGUUCAUCAAGAAAGGUCAUGAUGAUUCUGAGCCUUUUGAGUUCAAGGCAGAUGAAGAGCAAGUGAUUGAUGGACUUGAUAAAGCUGUAAUGACAAUGAAGAAAGGAGAAGUAGCUCUUCUGACAAUUGCUCCAGAAUAUGCUUUUGGGUCUACUGAUUCAAAGCAAGAAUUAGCAGUGGUUCCCCCUAAUUCCUCUGUCACAUAUGAAAUUGAGCUUGUUUCUUUUGUUAAGGACAAAGAAUCAUGGGACAUGACCACGACUCAAGAGAAGAUCGAGGCCGCUGGGAAAAAGAAGGAAGAAGGAAAUGCAUUCUUUAAAGCUGGUAAAUAUUUGAAAGCAGUAAAACGAUAUGAAAAGGCUGCUAAGUUUAUUGAGUAUGAUACUAAUUUUGAAGAAGAUGAGAAGAAACAAGCAAAAGCAUUGAAGAUUACUUGCAAUCUUAAUAAUGCAGCAUGCCAGUUGAAACUCAAGGAUUACAAACAGGCUGAAAAGCUUUGCACUAAGGUGUUGGAACUUGAAAGUACAAAUGUAAAGGCUUUGUACAGAAGGGCUCAAGCUUACAUCAAUGUAGCUGAUCUGGAUCUUGCAGAGAUUGAUGUAAAAAAAGCCCUUGAAAUCGACCCUAAUAACAAGGAUGUGAAACAUGAAUAUAAAUUGCUAAAGGAGAAGAUAAAGGAAUACAAUAAGAAGGAUGCUAAAUUUUAUGGAAAUAUGUUUGCCAAGAUGACAAAACCCUCUUCCAAUAAGGCAGCAGGGACAAAGGAGGCAGAAGAACCAAUGAGCAUAGACAGCAAGGCUUAAUCAAUAAAAAGAUAAAAGAUAAAAGAUGUGUUUAAUGUAAUGUUGUGCCAUAAUAUAAGGGUUUUCUGGUAUUUUUUUUUUCAUGGUUUAGUGCUCUUAUUUGGUUUUAAUUCUUCAGAUAGUGUGUGUUUGUCUGGAAAAAAAGGUAAAAGUUAGUGUUUUAUUUACUUUCUUUUUAUCUUCACAUUUAGAAGUGAAGAUGUAGACACUGUAUUGGCAUAACAUAAUCUAUAAAAACUUUUAACUUUGUUUU